UUUACACGGAUGUACUCUUCACCCUUGAUACGAGGAGCGCGUUUAUUUUGCUGGCCUUUCGUUGGCUUUGAGGCCUUGCUCUUCUAACAGUCACACAGCCCUGUAUCCCUUAAUGAGCAGACGCAGCCUUUGCUGCGCUGAAAAUGCGUUAUGAGAGGGAAGAGCUUCUCGUAAAAACGGUUGCCCUCUGACUCUCUCCUCGUGCAGGUUUAACCCUUUAAGGUUUAAGACUGCAAAUGUGUGAUUAGAGUGUCAACUGAACACUCCGACGAUGAUGUAACAAUCACUGCUGGUAAAUGAAAGCAAUGGAGUUCUGGAACACUUAGAAUUUGAAAAAAAAAAAAGACAUUCCAAAAAGCCUUCUCUUCAAAGGGUUAACCGUUAACUUGCCAGUCGGAGGCGACUCUGUCUCCCUCCUUCUCCCCAGUGGUGCAAAGUGCACGGAGGGAAUUGCACUUCUGCGGAACGCCGGGAGAAGGGAAGGGGCGAGAAACCGUUUCGAAGAGGGCAUCGCCAUUCGCAUUUCACCCCAACCCCGGAGUCCUGUUCCCCCCCUCUUUUCUGCAGGACGGGUACACACGGAUACCCACCCCCAACCUGAAGACCAUGACUGUGGAACUGUAUACUAAGGGUGCGAGCGUGUGGGUGUCCGACCCGGAGGCCGUGUGGGCGUCGGCCUGCCUCCUGCAGGACCUCAGGCCGGGUGACGGACACCUGCUGCUUCGGUUCGGUGAUGGCAGGGAGGUGCAGUACCCAGUGUCGCCCCCUUCUGGCCUCCCGCCGCUAGGGAACCCUGAUAUUUUGGAGGGGGAGAAUGACCUGACGGCGCUCAGCUUCCUGCACGAGCCCGCGGUCCUGCACAACCUGCGCGUGCGUUUCCUUGACUACAGCAGCAUCUACACCUACUGUGGGAUUCUGCUGGUGGCCAUCAACCCGUACGAGCCGCUGCCCAUCUACGGGGAGGAGGUGAUCGACGCCUACAGCGGGCAGGACUCGGCCGACCUGGAGCCCCACAUCUUCUCCGUGGCGGAGGAGGCCUACCGAACCAUGAUCAGGGAGCAGAAGAACCAGUCCAUCAUCAUCAGCGGGGAGUCCGGGUCGGGCAAGACCGUCUCGGCCAAGUUCACCAUGCGCUACUUCGCGGCGGUGGGGGGCGCGUCCCAGCAGACCAGCGUGGAGGAGAGAGUGCUGGCGUCCAAUCCCAUCAUGGAGGCCAUCGGGAAUGCCAAGACAACCCGGAAUGACAACAGCAGCCGUUUCGGGAAGUACAUUGAGAUAGGCUUCGGUCGUCACGGUGACAUCAUCGGGGCAAACAUGAGGACCUACCUUCUGGAGAAAUCCCGUGUCGUCUUCCAGGCCCCAGAGGAGAGGAAUUAUCACAUCUUCUAUCAGCUGUGUGCCGGGCGGGAGCUGCCGGAGAUGAGAGCCCUCAAGCUGGACGCGGCGGAGCGGUUCCGCUACACCAGCCAGGGCGGGGAGGCCAGCAUGCCGGGCACGGACGACACGGCCGACCUGGAGCGCACGCGCAGCGCGCUCACCGUGCUGGGCGUGGGGUCUGACCAGCAGAUGGAGCUGUUCCGAAUCCUGGCGGCCGUGCUGCACCUGGGGAACGUCAGCAUCCAGGCCAGCGGGAGAGGGGGCGACCGAAGCUACGUCGACGCAGAGGACCGGUCCCUGGCGGUGUUCUCCAAGCUGCUGGGCGUGGAGCGCGCCCAGAUGGCGCACUGGCUGUGCCACCGGCGGCUGGCGGUGGGGGCGGAGCUCCUGGUCAAGCCCGUGUCCGGGCGGCAGGCGGGGGAGGCGCGGGACGCCCUGGCCAAGAGCGUGUACGGCCAGCUGUUCGGCUGGAUCGUGCGGCGCCUCAACACCGCGCUCCGAGCGCAGAGGGAGCGGCCGCGGUCCGUCAUCGGCGUCCUCGACAUCUACGGGUUCGAGACGUUCGACAGGAACAGCUUUGAGCAGUUCUGUAUAAACUACGCCAACGAGAAGCUGCAGCAGCAGUUUAACUUGCAUGUGUUCCAGCUGGAGCAGGAGGAGUACGUGAGGGAGGGUCUGCCCUGGAGCCGGAUUGAGUUCAGUGAUAAUCAGCCCUGCAUCGCCCUGAUCGAGGGGCCCCUGGGGCUGCUGGACCUGCUGGACGAGGAGUGCAGGAUGCCGAAAGGCUCGGAUGAAAGCUGGGCCCGGAAGCUGUACGACCAGCACCAGAACCAGAACCCCAGUCCGCACUUCGGCAAGCCGCGCAUGUCCAACAUGGCGUUCAUCAUCCGCCACUUCGCUGACAUGGUUCAGUACGAGUGUGACGGCUUUCUGGACAAGAAUCGGGACACGGUGUUUGAGGAGCCAAUCAACAUCUUGCGAGCGAGCCAGUCUGAACUGGUGGCUGAGCUGUUUCAACAGGAACCAGCAGGGGGCGCCCUCUCCCAGUCCGGUUUACCGAACGGAAGCCUGCGCUCAGGAAAGAGGGCUCACCGGGAGCACAAGCUGACCGUCGGCUUCCAGUUCCGCCAGUCCCUGCAGCUCCUGAUGGACACUCUGAACUCCACCACUCCCCACUAUGUGCGCUGCAUCAAACCCAAUGACCUCAAACAGCCUUUCCUGUUUGACCCUAAAAGGGCGGUCCAGCAGCUGCGGGCCUGUGGAGUCUUAGAGACCAUCCGAAUCAGUGCUGCAGGAUACCCGUCCAGAUGGGCGUACGCGGACUUCUUCAGCCGGUACCGGGUCUUGCUGCGCGGGUCAUGUGACCCGGGGGAGCCGCUGGAGGCGGGCUGCCAGAGGGCGCUGGCCGCACUCAUCCCCGACCCGGAGCAGUACUGCCUGGGGAGGACCCAGGUGUUCUUCCGGGCGGGGCAGGUGGCCGUGCUGGAGAAGCUGAGGGGGGAGAGGCUGAGGCGGGCGGGCGUGGUCCUGCAGAGCCGGGUCCGGGGCUGGCUGGCCCGCUGCCGGUACCGACGGGUCCGCCGGGCCGCCCUCGUCCUGCAGCGGUACACCCGCGGAGGCCUGGCCCGCAGGGUGGCGCACACCUUACGCUGUACGCGGGCGGCGGUGGUGCUGCAGAAGACCUACCGCAUGCUGGCCGUGAGGCAGGUGUACCUGCUGAUCCGCCAAGCCGCCAUCACCAUCCAGGCCUUCACGCGCGGUGCCCUGGCACGCCGCACCUACAGACAGCUGCUGUCGGAGCGCGCGGCGGUGGUCCUGCAGGCCGGCGUGCGGGGCUGGCUGGCGCGUCGGGCCUACGGGCGGCUGCGGGCGGCGGUGCUGCUGGCGCAGUGCUGUGCCCGGCGGCGGGCCGCCCGCAGGCAGCUGCAGAAGCUGCGGGUGGAGGCGCGCUCGGUGGAGAGGUACCGCCAGCUCAACCGGGGCAUGGAGGUGAAGCUGAUCCAGCUGCAGCUGCGGGCCGACCAGCAGGUGAGCUGGGCCUGCGCGCGUGUGUGUGAGAGAGAGAGAGAGAGAGAGUGUGUGUGUGUGUGAGAGAGAGAGAGAGAGAGAGAGUGUGUGUGUGAGAGAGAGAGAGAGAGAGAGGGAGUGUGUGUGUGAGAGAGAGAUAGAGCGAGUGUGUGUGUGUGUGUAGAGAGAGAGAUGAGAGAGAGGAUGAGGGCGGAGAGGAGGGCCGCCCAGGGAUCUCAGCUGGAGCAGGAGGUCCAAGCCCUGCAAUCAGAGAAGAGUAUUCUAGAACAAGAGAAGAAGGCCCUGCAUGAUCAUCUACUGGGGCAAGAGAGAGUGCAGGAGGAGCGUGUGGCACAGGGUGUGGCCCAGGCCAGUGUGAGUCUGCAGGGAGAGCUGGAGGAGGAGAGGUGUCGUUAUCAGGGCCUGCUGAAGGAGUUCACCCGUCUGGAGCAGAGAUACGACAACCUGCGGGAGAUGAGCUCCCUGUCAGAGCUUUCUCGGGGACACAGACGGACGGACUCGUCCCAGAGCCUGGUUCUGGAGCCCCUCUCCCCCGUGUCCCCCUCCUUUUCCGGGCCGCCCCCGUUCCCCGUGCCCGAAGACGACCGGAGGCUCAGCGUGACUACCCCCACCUGCGAGAGGAAACCGUGGGCUCCGGACUCCGCCCUGGAUGGCUUGAUGGACGUGAUGGGCGUGGCCAAGGACGCGGCAGAGAAAAUGAAAGGGGAGGACUUGAGACACGCUUACGAUGCCGUCCGCGUGGCCAACAAGAUUCUGGAGGACCAGCUGCUAUCCCAGAGGUCCCAGUGGGAGGAGGAGCUCUCUAACCUGCGGCUGCGGGUUCAAGCCCCAAAGGACCGACUGAUGACCCCUGACUCACCCCACUUCACUCCUGACCACGACACCAUCAAUUUACUGCUGUCUGACAAUAUUGACCUGAUGGAGCAGGUGGAGGUGAGGGAGCAGGAGUGCCUCAGGCUGAGGAGGGAACUGAAGGAGCUGAGACACACAGUCACACUGAGGAGAGCACUGAUACACAUGGGCUCCACCGUGGCCUUGUCCUUUGGACAGGAAGUCCCGCCUACCCAUCAGAAGAGGGCGGAGUUAACGGGGCUCCUGGAGUGCAGGAAGAGGGACGAGGCGAAGCUACUGAAGAACCUGGUCACAGACGUGCGGGUGGACAGCGCCCUCUCCCUGGCCCCGGGGCUGGCGGCCGGCGUGCUCUUCCUGUGCGUGCGCCAGGCGGACUGCAGCGGGGACGAAGCGCGGGCGCGCUCUCUCUGCACCGCUGCCAUCGUCGGCCUCAAGGGGGCGCUCAAGAAACACUGUAACGAUGUGGACAUGACUGCGCUUUGGCUGAAGAACAUCUGCCUGCUGACUGACCUCCUGACCCAACACUCCGCCCACCAGGACGGUAGCGGCGGCUCGGAGGAGCUGGUCCCUCUCUCCGCGGACCUGAGCGAGCCGCGGCGGGCGCUGAGCGACCUCUCCAUCCAGGCCUAUCAGCAGCUGCUGUCCAUCACGGAGAGCCGCCUGCAGCCAAUCAUAGUCCCUGCCAUGCUGGAGAGUGAGUCGAUCCCCCCGGGCCCCAGGGCGUCCGCCCCCCGACCGCCCGCUGCGCGGACCGGCAGUGGGGCGGGGCUGCGAGCGGGGGCGGGGGCCGGGGCCAGCAUGGGGGCGGUGCUGAAGGAGCUGGGCGCCCUCCACGCCGCCAUGACGCGCCAGGCCCUGCCCCUCGGCCUGCUGGGACAGGCCUUCCGCCAGCUCUCCCACCUGCUGGUGGCCACCGCCCUGAACAGCCUGCUGCUGCGCAAGGACCUGUGCAGCUGUGGGCGGGGCCUGCAGAUCAGGUACAAUGUCAGCCAGCUGGAGGAGUGGCUGCGCAGCCGAGGGCUGCAGGCAGGGGGCGCUGUUGCCACUCUGGAGCCUCUCAUCCAGGCUGCCCAACUGCUGCAAGUAGGCAAGAAGUCUGAGGCUGACGCACGGGCCCUCGUCCGCACAUGCACUGCCCUCUCCGGCCAGCAGAUUGUGAAGAUUCUGGGUCUCUAUACGCCUGAUAGCGAUCUUGAGGAGAGGGUGACUCUCAAUUUUAUCCGCAUUGUUCAGGGACUUCUGAAGGAGCGCUCGGAGGGUCAGACGCGUCAGAUCCUCCUGGACGUGCGUCGCGUCUUCCCCGUCACCUUCCCUCGCCUGCCCCCCCCUCCGCUGCGAGCGGACCGGCUGGACAUCCCAGAAUCCCUCAGGCUUUCUUUCCUGCGCAGGGUCUGAGUCCUGAGUUGCGAUUCAGUUUAGUCGGCUUACAGAAGGUGAACAAACAAACGCUCAAUUUAAUUUUUUGAUUUUUGUUGGAUUUUCAAGAGGCCGUCAACGGUUCGGCAUCUCUGUCCUGAUUGCACAGUGCUGCUUGGUAAUGUUUGUCGGCAGGUUCUUACUGAUGGGCGUCCUGAGUCGUCUUCAGUUAUUACAAUAAAAAAAACAUUGCAAACAAUUACAGCAUUUAACAUUAAUUUCAGUAUUUAUUAUUAAAUACGAUAUAAAUAUCAAUAUUAAGUAUCAAGUAUCUGCAGUAAGAUUGCUGCAGAUGUUCCAUCCCAUAAUGUCUAACAGAAUAAAACUGUUGGUUUAAGCAAUGGCUGAUUCUCUUCUGGGAAAAAAGACCAUCAUUCUGUUCUUUAAGAGGAGAUGAGACAGAAUGAAUGUCCUCUUUAUUUUCUUUUGUCUCAUAGCACAGUAAUUAUUUCUUAACUGCUGUUGAUAAGAAUAACACAUGUUAUUCUAAUAUGUUGUUAUAUUAGUUCAUAUAUUGUACUGUUUAUGAGUCAUGACACCAACCACUCAGUAACAGAUGAUCGCUUGCAUAUUUCAUGCAUUGUACGGAUCAGAUUACAAAAUGGCGGACACACAACAAAAAUGGCCUUGCUUCUGAACUUACGAGACGUUACAGUAGUGCCACAGAACUCACAUGGAACACACCUCCGUACGUUUAUUGUUUGAGUGAAUCGUUUGAAAUGAUUUUGUGAGACGGAAAAAACAGUGUGACACCAGGAGCUACAUUUUUAAAACGUUUUUUUUUUUAUUGGAAGCAGAAACACAACGAUGCUCCACCUCCGUUCCCCGAUAAGAACAACCAUAAUAAAAAAAAUUAUAAACAUCUUUCGUAUAAAAAAAUCUCUCAUGCGAGUACUUUGUACCACUACACAUCAGUAAUACAUAUUUAUAUAUUCACAAGCCUUUGAAAAAUAGAAAAGAAAUUAAAUUACUCCAAUGUUAAAAUAAAAAGUUAAAACCGAACAUAAGACAACAGUUGGCAAGUAACAUCAAAAAGACACGUGCUGGCACAAGAAAGGUGUUUCCCAUCAUGCACUUCUUCCUAUUUACAGCGUGGGCAUCCCUGUUUGUGUCUACGUGGUAGUGUGUUGUUAGCCGUAAUGUGCUUUUUAAAAUUGUGCUUCCGUGCGUGUUCGCAUGGUCCCAUGCCAUUUUGUGUGUGUCUGUGUGUGUGCAUGUGUGUGUGUGUGUGCAUGUGUGCACAUGUGCUUGUGUGUGUGUGUCCUCUGAUAUCAACACCCACAGUUACUUGCAGGCCUAGCAGGGAGGGUUUCU
Anguilla rostrata (American eel) is the source of this 6987-nucleotide messenger RNA. RefSeq names its product unconventional myosin-Vb. Gene Ontology annotation, cellular component: actin cytoskeleton; myosin complex; cytoplasm. Gene Ontology annotation, molecular function: actin filament binding; ATP binding; microfilament motor activity. The record is from RefSeq and is a predicted model, not a curated record. Lineage: Eukaryota; Metazoa; Chordata; Actinopteri; Anguilliformes; Anguillidae. The transcript has 36 exons. Gene Ontology annotation, biological process: actin filament organization; vesicle transport along actin filament.